GCUGGGGCAAAAAUGUAGCCAUUGUGAUAGCCAAGGAAGACAGCCUAUGGCAAAGCCUAUUUGUGUCCUUCCUUGGUACAUGCGUGUGUAUGUGUGUGUGUAUGUUUUCUUGAGUUCCACCAUCGUGUGCGUGUUCUUGAGAGAACCCUUGAGCUGAGUGAGUUGAGAGGUAGGAGAAGAGCGGCGCUGCAACGAGGCGGCGCCAACAUCUGUUUCUGCAGCUGGGGUGGUUUGGUUUGUAGUUGCUCUGGGGAAUCGAUCGAGCAAGGGAAAGUAGAAGGCGCAGGUCGCUCGAGUCAAAUUAAUCUUGGCACUUCUAGAAGUAGCAAGUUCUGCUGAAAGAUGUAAUGGGAGAAUUAUAAGGCAUGGAUGGGAAGAACUUGGGCAGUGGGCAACUAGCUCAGCAAGCUAAGCCAGAUGCCUUGGCGGACGAUCAGGGGGCCCUGAAGCACACUGCAGAUUCUCACACCGGAAAUCCGACUUCAGUGAAUGGUCACAAUUCUGUAGAUAUGAACAUGGAAGCUGCGAUCUCAGCCGAUGAUGUCAUGCGAGCCGGCGGCUUCGGCGCCAAAGACGACAUCGGCAGCCUCCUACCGACGGCGAUGGACUCCACCGACUUCGAGGCCUCGCUGCAGGACGCCCGCGACUAUGAAGGCGAGAAGGAGAAGCCAUCGCGGCCCGGGCUGGGUUACAGGGCAUCCGAAGCUGACGCCGCAAGCAAGCCAUCAGACGCGCCAUCGCAGUGAUCCUGCUUUCUUGUGCAACUUCUGUUUCAGAAAGACAAAGUGUUAGAUCUUAAACGAGAGAGACGAGAGACAGAGAUGUAAAGAGUGAAUGCGUGUUAUCUUUAUUGAUGAUGUGAUCACAUAUA
Messenger RNA from Triticum aestivum (bread wheat), 871 nucleotides. RefSeq lists its product as uncharacterized. The transcript has 2 exons. The coding region runs from base 366 to 746 and encodes 126 amino acids. The record is from RefSeq and is a predicted model, not a curated record. NCBI's taxonomy places the organism in Eukaryota, Viridiplantae, Streptophyta, Magnoliopsida, Poales, Poaceae.